This is a messenger RNA of Eriocheir sinensis (Chinese mitten crab), 15812 nucleotides long. RefSeq names its product sister chromatid cohesion protein PDS5 homolog B-B-like (gene pds5). The transcript is spliced from 25 exons. The coding region runs from base 202 to 4029 and encodes 1275 amino acids. Lineage: Eukaryota; Metazoa; Arthropoda; Malacostraca; Decapoda; Varunidae. Gene Ontology annotation, biological process: mitotic sister chromatid cohesion. The record is from RefSeq and is a predicted model, not a curated record.
GCCAUCUGUUGCCGCGAGAGUGAACCGCUGAAGAAAGGAGAGGCGGUGGACACGUUUCCCGCCAUAUUUAGCGCCGCAGCCUUAUUUAACAGCGUCUUUUCCCCCUCGCGCCGCUGCCCUGCUAUGUGAGCCUCCGCAGGGGCGAGGCACCGCUGGAGUACGCCGCCGAGGGACGCGGAGAGAGGCACGCAAAGAGCAGCGAUGGGCCGCGGGGACAACCUUGCCAUCCUGUACCCUCCGGGGUGCCGGGAGGUGACGGAGGAUGUGGGGUCGGAUGAGCUGAUCCGCCGGCUGAAGACGCUAGCACACACACUGCAAUCCAUGGGCCAGGAUGAUGGGGCCUAUCAGGAGUACAUUCCGCUGGCCAUGCAUAUCGCCGACGAGUUUUUCCUGACAUAUGGAAGUCGCGAUGUUCAGCUCCUCAUCGCGUGCUGCAUCGCUGACAUUCUACGAGUCUAUGCACCCGAGGCUCCCUACAAAGAUCCCGCCCAGGUCAAGACCAUCUUCAUGUUCCUGAUCAAGCAGCUGGGCGGCCUCAAGGACCCCAAGGACCCCGCCUUCAAGCGCUACUUUUACCUGCUGGAGAACCUUGCCUACGUCAAGUCCUUCAACAUGUGCUUUGAGCUGGAGGACUGCCAGGAGAUAUUUUGCAAGCUCUUCAGACUCAUCUUCAAUAUUGUCAACGACGAACACAGCGGCAAGGUCAAGUCGUUUAUGCUGGACGUGCUGUGUCCGCUCAUAAACGAGAGCGACGUGGUGUCCAAUGACCUGCUGGACAUCAUCCUCAUGAAUGUGGUGGAGCCGGCCAAGUCCCAGCGGAGGAACGCCUACCAGAUCGCCAAGGAGCUGAUCGUCAAGUGCUCCGACACCCUGGAACCUUAUAUCCAGGCGUUCUUCAACACGGUUCUGAUCCUUGGACGCGAGGAGAAGAGUUUGGUCAUCUCCAAGAAAGUGUACGACCUCAUCUAUGAACUCAACCACAUCUGUCCCUCUGUACUACUCGCUGUGCUGCCCCAGCUGGAGUACAAGCUCAAAAGUGCGGACCAGGAGGAACGCUACAGCUCCGUGUCCCUGCUCGCGCGCAUGUUCUCCGAGAAGGACUCCAACGUGGCCAUCAACCACACGCCACUCUGGGAGGCCUUCCUGGGCAGGUUCAACGACAUCAACAUCAAGAUACGGACCAAGUGUGUUCAGUACUCCAUGCACUUCCUCCUCAACCACCCACUGCUGAGGAAAGACAUCACCGAGACCCUGAGACUGCGGCAACACGACUCAGAGGAGAGCGUCCGGUAUGAGGUGGUGAUGGCCAUUGUGUCCACGGCCAAGCGGGACCUGAGCAUCGUGGCGGACAGUGAGGACCUGCUGGACUUUGUGAAGGAAAGGACGCUGGACAAGAAGUUCAAGAUCCGCAAGGAGGCGAUGUGUGGGCUGGCCAUGAUCUACAAGAAGCACCUCAACAACCCUGACGUGCCGCCUGCCACGCGCCACGCCGUCACCUGGAUCAAGGACAAGAUUCUGCACGGCUACUACAUGACUAGCAUGGACGACAGACUACUUGUGGAGCGGCUACUCAACACCUGCCUUGUGCCGUACCAGCUGCCACCCGAGGACCGCAUGAAAAAACUCUUCUACCUGUUCGCCACCAUCAACGAGAACGCGACUAAGGCCUUCGUGGAGCUGCAGAAACACCAGCUGGCGGUGCGUCGCUACGUGGCAGAGAUCAUCGAGCUGCACCGCAAGCCCCAGGACGAGGAGAGGGAUCGGGAGGUCAAUGUAAGGCUCAACCAGCUCACCAAGUACCUCCCGGACCCCCUCAAGGUGAUAGAGUUCCUGAAGAAGUUCUCGCAGCACCUCACCACCGACCCGCAGCUCCUGUCCCUCAUGGAGACGAUCGUGGGCCCAGACGUGUCGUGCAAGGAGAGUGUGGACGCUGUGACCCAGAUCCUGAAGAAGCUUGGCCAGCCCGUGAUGACCAACCUGUACUACAACACAAUCAAGAUGCUGCUGGAGAGGGUGUCGUCCGUCAUGAUCGAUCAGGAGGCGCUCAAGGUCCUGCUGACGCUCGUGGAAGGCGCGCUGGAGUACGACUCGGAGGUCCUGGACUCGCUCAACCUCACCGCCGAUAUUGCCAUGGAAAAGGGACUGAAAUUGCUCUUUGUGCUGUCCUUCGUGUACCGCGCCCACUUCUUCAACGAGGAGAUCCUUGAACGCCUCUACAAGCUGCUGAACACCACCACCAACAAGACUGUGUCCCUGUCUGUACUCUCCAUCCUCACACAAGUUGGGAAGUACAAGCCCAUCGGCGAGGUGUUCCCCAGCAUCGGGGGAACCCUGAUCCCAGUGUGCCAGCGGUUCGCCGAGACCGGCACUCCCAAGCAGGCCAAGCAUGCCGUGCGCUGCCUUCACACAAACUGCACAGAGUCCGAGGAGGUGUUUGAGAAGAUACUUGAGAAAAUCAAGGAACAGCUCAGCUUCAGCAGCCCACACUUCCGCACCUCCAUCGUGUGUCUGGGCCACAUAGCCUUCAACAUGCCGGAGAAGUUCCUCGUGCCCAUCAAGAACAUCGUCUCCAGAAAGGUGGUGCGUGAGCUGCUCAUGAUCAACCAGACGCCGCAGCACACCCCCGGACAGGCCGCGAGGGACGAGGCGGAUGACUGGGUGGAGGAGGAGGACCUGACGGAGGAGACCAUAGUCAAGAUGGAGGGCAUUAAGAUGAUGGCUCGCUGGCUACUUGGCCUCAAGUCGGACGUGAUCUCGGCGCAGAAGACCUUCCGCAUGCUGAACCACUUCAUCAUCAGCAACGGAGACCUGCUGAAGACCGGGAAGAUGCUGAAAAGUGAGAUGGCCCACCUGCGUCUGGCGGCUGGCUCUGCCAUGCUCAAGAUCUGUGAGCAGAAGGGCGUCGGGGACCAGUUCACCUCGGAGCAGUUCUACAACCUGUCCAGACUCAUGAAUGACGAGAGCCCGCAGGUUCGUGAGAGGUUCGCGGCCAAGCUCCACAAGGGUCUGCUGCGCGGCAUCCCCAACAAGUGCCUGCCACUGGACUUCAUGGGCUUCUAUGCGCUGGCCGGCCUGGAGACCAAGAAGAGCAUGCGCCAGGCCGUCAAGCAGUACAUGAUGACGGACAUUAACAAGCGACGGGAGUACAUCCGAGGCCUGUCCAUCAGUGUGGGAGGUGAGAAGGCCCAGAGCCAGAUCCCGUUGAUCAUGCCGGACUACAUGCUGGUGUUUGCCGUGCCUAUCCUGGCCAACCAGCCGUUCUUCAAGGACGCCACCAAUGUCGAGGAGCUGCUCAACGUCCGCGCCUGCCUCUGGUUCAUCCUGGAGCCCCUCAUGCACAAGAACGAGACCUACUCCUUCGGCUUCUACAAGGCCCUCAUAGAACAGAUGAAGAACCACAAGGACGCGCUCAGACCAGAGGAUGAGCUCGCUAACCAUAAACUGUGGGCGGUGUGUGACCUCGCGAUGGGUCUGAUCCUGUCCAAGACCAAGAGCUUUGAGAUGAAGGACUUCCCCUCGGAGCCAAGGAUCCCCCCCAUGUACUUCAAGAAGCACGACGACCCGAACUUUGUCAAUGUGAAGUCCUACCUGCCCUCGGAGCUCCAAGUGACAGCUCCCAAGGGGUCGGUGAAGGUGCUGACAGGCAUCAAGAAGCCCACCAACAUCAUCAGCGCCAACAAGUCCACCAUCGGGAUCAUCAAGCCACGCGCUGACACCAGGACAGAGGAGGUGACCACGACAGGUAGCAGUAUAGACCUGCCCGUAAUGAAGGGGGUCAAGGAAGCCGAAGACACCCUAAUGGAGGACGAGGAGUCUAGCACCACCUUAGCCAGCGCACGGAAGCGAGGCCGCACCAUGUACAUGCUGAACGAGGACCUGGAGGAGUCAGAGGAUAACAGCACGCUCACCAACGUCCUCCCGGCGACCACCAACCCUGACCCGCCCACCAACAAGAAGAGGAAAUGUGGGAACAGUCUGCAAGCAAGGAUAUGUAGCCAUCUACGGGAAAAGAUCAACAGCAAGACGUGAGUAGCCCAGCCUGGGGGAGCAGCGUUCGCAAGAGAAGAAUCUUCAUUGGACACCGAGGCAGAGAAGGGACUGUAGUGGUGCUUAGUGUUACACAGAUAGGACCAAGAAGACUGCAUCCUCUUGUGUUGGACCCCCGCCACAUAGUAUCCAUACCAAAGUUUAGGUAUAUUAUCACGCUGGGGCUGAGGAAGGACGGACGCUCUGUGCUGGUCAGUCAGUCAGUCAGUCAGCCAGUCAGUCAGUGGGGUGGCCGUGGCUGUGUCCGCUCAGAGCCUGUGCUCCGUUGGGCCUCACGCGGCUGCCAGAUAAUUCACCGUUCGUACGUCACAUCACUCUUUCCACCGUGUGUUUGGAGAUAAGACUUGCCACGUCGCCUCGUGUGAAUCUGUGUCAUCGCCGCCGAGGUGUCGCAGGAGGGCCACUCGAGGUGUUUGCCUUCCUUUGUCUUGCCGCGACGCACCAGCAUCCGCCAUGCAGGGACGCACUGAAGUGUCUUGGACAGGGACAGACAUUGGCAGCUCCUCCUGUGUCUUGCAAGUCAUUAUUUAUUCUCACCCCGACACUCCUUCCUGACUGGCAAUGUUCCAAAGCCUUGCCUCGACACACCCACGGAGAGGCAGCGAGACAGGGGACAACACUGUGGGACGUUUGUGUGUGUGUGUGUGUGUGUGUGUGUGUGUGUUUGAAGAGAAAAUCAAUACAGCAAGAUUUAUGGACACACAGAAUCAGAACACAUAAUUAAGAGACAUGUGUCAUCCUUUCAGAGAGAGAGAGAGAGAGAGGUUGUGUGUGUGUGUGUGUGUGUGUGUGUAUGUAUGUUUCAGUUCUCCAGUGCCCCAGACAAGCAGUAGACGAAACAGACCCCCAACACACACACACACACACACACACAUACACACACACACACACAUUCAGACCUGCAGUAUUUACCAAUUAGUUCUGGCUUGGAUAGGGACACACAAACCUUCCAUCGGUCAGCCCUUUCUUUGCUCUUCGGUGCGGCUGUCCGGAGGGUGAGCUGACCGGCUGACUCAUCCAGACGCGACAUUCCUUCCUUAUCCCUGUCACCCGCCACCUCUCCUUUGUAUAAACUCAUGCCACACACACACAAACACACUCACCCAAUCACUCACUCAUACUUUCUUGGGUGCAUCCCUCGGACACUUGAUACAACUUUCUGUUUUGUUUUUAGGUCACAAAUGGCUUCGUUUUUUUUCUUCCUUUUUUUCCCUUUGUUUCUUCGUUCCUUCCUUUCUCUGGGUGUUGUAGUGUUGUAAUGUCUCGGUUAAUUUAUUUUUCUCCGCGUCGAUCUUCAUUUAGUUAUACGUUUUGUCCUCUGAAAAGGCGUAAGAUGAUAGUUCCGCCACAUUUGUGUAUUUUAAUGUAUUGUACUAGGGCACAGUUUGUACCUAUUACGUAAACACACACACACACACACACACAGACGCACACACACAUGCACACAAGUCAUCAUCGUACAUUACCUAGGCGAUAUGUUUACUUGUGUAUAUAUAUAUAUGACGUAGGUUUCUUAGUGAUCACCAGAAAGAAAUAUUUUGCAUAAUUAGAAUUCUGGGCUUUUCGACACCCCUCCCCUGACCCCCCAACGCCCCCCUACCCACACACGGCCGCCAUGGGACAAACACACGACAAACGGAUGAAUGAACGAACAGGAUCGGCAGUGCACGUCGGUGAAAAAGAUAAUAAGUGGAAAAAAAACAACGCAGAGUGAGAAAGAAAAACAAACAUAAUGGGAAAGAUAUUACGCAAACACGACCUUGGAAAGAAAACAAAAACUGGAAAAACGUAUGAAAUGAAAGGUUUUGAAAAAAAAAAAGAGAAAAAAAGUAACGACAAUUAAAGAAUAGAAAUAAAAAAUAACUUCGUGCCUUAUUCCUCUCCGCAGAAAACAGGUCACCGAAUGCGUUUUUUCCCCAAGCGCUUCAGAUGCGACUGACGAUAAGAUUCCACUGUAAGACAUAAGAUUUUCCCGCCUCCAAGCACCACACUGCGUUUGUCCUGGUUAGCCGUGAGUUGGCAUUCGUGGGUGUGUACGUAUGUGUGUGUACCUACGAGUGUGAGUAUUACGCCUCCAAAGAGAUUUCUCCUCCUUUGGCUACGGGAGGGAGAUGAAGCAAGUGAAACGGAGUGCCGAGUGUCAUUAUUACACGUCAAAGGCAAAGCAGAGAAGCUGUUUGACUGUUUCUUCGGCUUGUAGAAAACCCUUUGUCCGUCAGCCAUCUGAGGAUCUUUUCAACACUGCUUUGAUGUGUGAAAAACGUCUGAGGGAUUUUCAACUCAAAUGCAUACUGAUGAUACACAGCCAGCCAGAGGAGCUGUGGAAUUGUUUCUUUGACUUGUGAAAAACCUCUAUGUUUUGAUGUGCUUUGAGACUCGGAGCACAUCAGAACACUCCAGCCAUGUGCUUCGUAUAAUUUAAAGAUGCACGUUUGCCAGCAGGUGCGUAAUGUAGGUGUUUGUGUUUUCUUUUCCUGGGAGAUUACGUUGUUCCAUAAAGAGUCGUUAUUCACAAGUCAAAGCAACAGUCAGCCGGCUUCUCUGGUUUGCUGUUUAUCAGUAUCAUGCGUUUGGGUCGAAAAUUGCUGGGAAGGUUUUUACAAGUCAAAGCAAUAUUGAAAAGAUCCUCAAAUGGUCAACGUGCAGGGAGGUUUUUCACGAGUCGAAGCAACAUUUCUGCAGCUCCUCUGGUUUGCCGUGUAUCAUCAGUGUGCGUUUGAGUUGAAAAUUCCUCGUACGGUUUUCACAAGUUGAAGCAAUGUUGAAAAAGUCCUCAGAUGGUUGACAUGCAGUGUUUUCCACAAGCCGAAGAAACAGUGACACAGCUUUGAUUUGCUGUACUAUAUCAUUAUGCGUUUAGGUUGGAAAUUCCUUGAGAUGUUUUCACAAGUCAAAGCAAGAGUCGUACAGCUCUGGUUUGCUGUAUAUCAUUACGAGUACAAGUAUUAUGAGUUUGUGUUGAAAAUAUUCCCCAGUCAUAUUUCACAAGUCGAGGCAACAGUCCUUCAGCUUCCCUGGUUUGCUGUAUGUUAUGAUUACAUUUGUUGAAAAGUUCCCGAGAUGGUUGACGUACAGAGAUAGUUUUCACAGGUCGAAGCAACAGUUAUGCAGCUUCCCUGGUUUUCUGUAUAUUAUCAUUACGUUUGCUGAAGAGAUCCCCAGAUGGUCGAUGUACAGAGGCGGUUUUCACCAGUCGAAGUAACAGUCAUAUGUCGUUUCCAGUUUAGUUUGUCACAUUCGUUAUAAAAAGUCCUGAGCUGGUUUGUAAAUUUCCCUCUCGAUUUAUCCUAAUUGUCAUGCCAGCUUUUACAUGUCUUCAUAUGAGGCUGUGGCUUGAUUGAAUGCGCUUCCUGACAUCACUGGAGUAUGAACCGCCUCACCAUGGCUCUGUACCUCUAACCCACAUGGUGAGCGUACCCACUUUCAAUAAUGCGGGGUGACAUCACGAGGCAUUUCAAGGAACCUUCACACAACUGGUUCAGCGCUUCAUCACCAAAUUGCUUUCAGUAAGAGACGAGUUUCCUGGCAGACUUGGAUAGCUACACAGGAAUAUGACACUACACGCCUCGUAUCAUCCUAGUCUCGAGCUCACAGGCGUUCACAGACACACUCGCUCCGGUCAGGACAGGCGGAGGCAAAGGAUUGGAACGGGGAGUAUUGUUAGAUUCGAUUGUAUUAUUAUUUAUUUUCCUUUAUAUGUAUGGUCUCUUGAGUACAAUGUUGUCUUAGGCGAGUUGGUGAAUCGGGUGACAAUUAAGGAGAUGAAUAAUUGGAUGGAGAUGUUAAUUGUCCUUCCCAUGAUGAUAUGAUUAUAUUUAUUGAUUUUUUAUUUGUGAUAUGGAUGUUUUUUUAUGCUUUAUUUAUUUUUGUUGUUUUUUAGAUUGUGAAAAAUUAAUGAAAAAACAUACAAUUAGAAGGAACCUUUAAUUAACUUCACUUCUAAUGGUAGACAUGUUUUUAUUCUUUUGUUCUCGUCACGUCAAUCCUUUUCUAGUUACUUAUUUUCUUUUUUGUCUCCCUAAAAUUAAAUAGGAAUUAAGGAGGCAAGCAGUUAGGAGGAAUCUGUUAAUUACACUUCCAAUCAUACAAAGGUUUUUUCUUCCCCUUCGAUGAUAACGGUAAUCUUAAUCACUCAUUCCCCGGCAUUGAGCUCAUGAAAAUACCAGAACGGAGGUUAGCGGGCUUUUUUGUUUUCAUUUACUUUUUGCCCUUGAGCUGCUUCCUUUACUGUAACAAAACAACAAUAAUAAUGAUAACUAGGAAGCCUCAUAAACUCCACCUCCAAUCACAGAAAGUUUCAUCAUAUCACUUGCAACAAAUACAAAGAAACUACUUAUUCAUUUCACCAACACUUCAGUCACUACCCAACUCCAUGAGGGAAAAUGAGGAUGUUAAACAAGAAAAAGAUGAAAGAGAAAAAGAAGAUGGUAGAUUGGUCUCUUCCGAACCCCAUAAUGGAAAAUAGGAACAUUAAAGAAGUAGAAGAGAAAGGGGACGAUGGUUCAGUCACUGCCCAAACCGACAUGGACAAUAAGGACUUGAACUGAAAAGAAGAGGAAGAAAAAAGUUCAGUCUCUGCCCAACCCCACAAAAAGGAAAAUGAGGACAGAAAACGAGGAAAAGAGGAAGACGACGAUAGUUCAGCCACAGCCCAAACCCAUAAAGGAAAAGAAGGAAUGUUAAAGGAAAAGAAGAAGAGGGAAAAGACGAUAGUUCAGCCACAGCCCAGCCCAUACAUAAAGGAAAAGAAGAAAUGUUAGAGGGAAAGAAGAAGAGGGAAAAGACGAUAGUUCAGUCUGCCCAAACCCAUAAAGGAAAAGAAAGAAUGUUAGAGGAAAAGAAGAAGAGGGAAAAAGACAAUAGUUCAGUUACUGCCCAAAGGAUCCAUAACACACACACUCGCUGCCUAACGUAACCACACACAAUGAGCCUUUUGUCACUCUGUCCUUGCUUUCGUAACAGCCACGGAAGAGUCGGUCAAGUCCCUGUUGAUGGCGACGAACAAGUGCUUAAGUUUGCUAUUUAUUUAUUACGUUCAUCUCUUUUUAAGGUGUCGGUGGUGUUGGUAAUGCUGUCAGGUAUCCAGAUGGUGAUGGUGGUGGUGUUGCCUUACUGGUGAUGGUACGCUCAAGAUUACGUUUCUUUCUCUCUUGUGUUGUGUCGAGAGGGGGUGUGUUGUGUUGUGUUGAGAGGCAUGUGUUUUAUUGUGUUGAUAAGUGGGGAAGAGUACGAGAAACGAAAUAGAGGAAGAGGAGGAAAAGUGAGAUUUGAAAGAGGAAGAGAGAAAGAGAUGGAGAAAAGAAGGAAAGAAAGAGGAACAAGAGGAAAACAGUGAGGUAGAGAGGAAAGGAAGAGGAAGAGAAGAAAAUAAAAAGGAAAUGAGCAGCAACAAAGAUAAGUGUAGAAAAGAAGGUGAGGAGAAAUAAAUAAAAAGAAAAGAGAAAAGAGAAUGACACGUGCAGAUAAGUCAAAGGGAGAUGAAGAUAGGCAGUUUAAGCGUAAGUUACAGAACACAAGAAUGUUUUAUAUAUACACAGUGAAGGUUUAAGUUAUAUGUUUUAAGUAAGUGAAGGUAAUGCCCCUAAACCCUAUGUACAACAGUGUAAUGAGUUUAUUUUUAAGAAGGGAAAAGUCGUAUAUGUUACCCUACAGUUGAAAAGGUGCAUUUGUCGUCAUGUUGAAAAGGCGGAUGCGAUGUCUUACUAUUCUUCUUUUGGCAUACAACCUUGCUGAGUGUUUAUUUAAGAGGAGAAAACAGUCGCUGUCGUAUGCCCUGAGAAUUGAGAAAGUGCAUACGACAUCAUGUUAUGGUUCCUUUGGCAUACGACCUUGCUGAGUGUUUAUUUAAGAGGAGAAAAAAGUCGCUGUCGUAUGCCCUGAGAAUUGAGAAAGUGCAUACGAAAUCAUGUUAUGUUUCCUUCGGCAUACGAUCAUGCUGUGUGUUUAUUUAAGAGCAGAAAAAAUCAGUCUUAUGCCCUGAGAAUUGAAAAAGUGCAUACGAUAUCAUGUUAUGUUUCCUUUGGCAUACGACCUUGCUGUGUGUUUGUUUAUAAGGAGGAGAAAAAAGUCGCUUGUAUGUUUUGAGAAUUGAAAAAGGUGCAUUCGACGUCUUAUUAUGUUCCCUUUGGUGUAAUAUUGUGUGAUUUUGUGUAUUUCACCCGGUAGCAGCGACGGGCCAAAUUUGUGGCUUUACCGUGUACCAGCGAUGGGCCAAAGUUUUGUGAUGAUAUAAACCCCCCAAAAACAGAUGAUGCAUAAACUGAUCACAAUUGCGUAAAUAUAUAUUAUGAAAUGGUUUGCGUGAGUGAUGAUUUUUUCUCAUUUUUUUCGCUUAGAGGGGCCUUCAAGAAUCAUGAUCCCCGCAGCUACCGGGUUAAAAGGAAAAGAGUCUGCCGUAUGUUCUGAGGAAGGAAAAGGUUCAAAUGUCAUGUUAUUUUCCCCCUUUGGAGUAUAACUACUUGACACUUUUGUUUAUGAGGAGGGGAAAAAGUUGCUGCCGUUUGUUCUGGUUAAGGGAAAGGUUCAGAGUCGUAUUAUAAUUUCCUUCACUGUAUGAUAAUGUGACAUAUUUAUAAGGAGGAAGAAAAAUCGGUUGUAUGUAUUUUCCAAGAAUUGAAAAGGUUCAUACGACAUGUUAUUUUUUCCCUUCAACGUCGAUUAUAAAUUAGUUUGAAAGGAGUAAAGGUAAAGGAGUGAAGUACAUACCAUUACCUUUAUUACUAUCAUUGUUAUUAUUCCUAUUAUUACUCUUUGUCUUUUCAAUACUCAUGUCGUGAAGUGGAAGAACACAUACAAUUAUCAUCACCAUUAUCAUUACGUUACAUCAGGUGGAUGGUGAUGUGGACAAUUUUGGUGGUGACGGUGAUUCGCAGUGAUGUGGUGAUGCCUUCAGUGCCAGGAAAGAACCGUCGUGCCAGUGAAAUGUACAGUGUUGCGUUGGAAGUGUUGCUUGUUGUGCUGUAGUGCUGGAUCAUGGAUUUGGUUGCCAGGCAGUCACUCAGUAUUGUGGUGUUUAUACCCUGUUUAUCUUGAUUUCCUCAACUCAGCAUCCACCAAUAGGAUUUAACCCUUCCCAGCAUCCAUCAAUAAGAUUUAACCCUUCUCAACAUCCACCAAUAGGAUCUAACCUUUCCCAGCAUCCACCAGUAAGAUUUAACCUUUCCCAGCAUCCACCAAUAAGAUUCAACCUUUCCCAACAUCCACCAAUAGGAUUUAACCUUUCCCAGCAUCCACCCAUGAGAUUUAACCCUUCCCAGCAUCCAUCAAUAAGAUUUAACCCUUCCCAGCAUCCACCAAUAGGAUUUAACCUUUCCCAGCAUCCACCAGUAAGAUUUAACAUUUCCCGGCAUCCACCAAUAAGAUUCAACCUUUCCCAGCAUCCAUCAGUAGGAUUUAACCUUUCCCAGCAUCCAAUAGUAAGAUUUAACCUUCCCCAGCAUCCAUCAGUAGGAUUUAACCUUUCCCAGCAUCCAAUAGUUAGAAUUAACCUUUCCCAACUUCCUCAUAUGAAAUUCAGCCUUUCCCAGCGUCCACCAAUGAGAUCUAACCUUUCCCAGCCAAGUUAAGGUAAACAGAGUAUUGCAUCAAGUAACCAGUGACUGCCUGGAGUAAUUGUUUGGUUAAUCUGUUGUUUGCUAUAAGAGAUGUGGACUUGUUUCCCGUAAGUUAUGAUUUGCCUUCAGUAUUAGAUUAACUCAUGCAAGGGAUGUGAUUUUUAAGGUAUUAUUUUGUAAGUUUGAGGAUGAGGAGGACAGUGAGUGGAGGAGUACAACGUUUGCCCUGGUUAUGUACUGAAGGCUUUGUUUUCUGCCUUCGACAUGUGUGUGUGUGUGUGUGUGUGUGUGUGUGUGUGUGUGUGUCUUGCAGGGAUUUUGAGGUGAUUCUUCAAGAGCUCUUUUACUACUUUGUAUGUUAUUGGGAGUGAGAAGAGAGAGAUAGAAAGGUGCGUUUUGAUAUACUUGUAAAGGUUUAGUGGGUUAGAGAACUGAGGAAAAUUGUUAACUUGUCAAGAGCUCUUUUACUUUUUGUCAUGUUGGUUGGGAGUGGAGAGGGAAAGAAAGGUUUGUUUUGAUGGAUUUGUAAAGGCUGUUCUACCCUAGUUAUGUGGGUAUAUGAACUGAGGGAAAUUAUGUUAGUUUUCAAGAGCUUUUCUACUCUUUUUCACGGUCUUUGGCAGUGGAAAGAGAGAGAGAAAGAAAGGUUUGUUUUGAUGGAUUUGUAAAGGCUGUUCUACCCUAGUUAUGUGGGCAUAAGAACUGAGGGAAAUUAUUAGUUUUUAAGAGCUCUUUUACUCUCUGUCAUGUUGUUUAGGAGUGGAGAGAGAAAGAAACCAAGACGUGUUUUGCUUGAUUUGUAAAGGCUGUUAUACCCUCGUUAUGUGGAUAUAGGGAGCAGGCAAAAUAUAGGUCAGUUUUUCAAGAGCACUUAUAUUCUCUUUGUCAUGGUCUGUGGCAGUGGAGAGAGAAAGAAAGCAAGGUGUGUUUUGCUUGAUUUGUAAGGGCUGUUAUACCCUAGUUAUGUGGGAUUAAGAACUGAGUAUAUUGUUUUCAUAUUUAUCCAGUUUUGGUUCUUUGUUUACUCUGAGGAUAGGCAGAGAAGAGGGAUGAUAGAAGAGAUUUACUUUGAUAAUAGGAGGAGAAAGAGAGAUAUAUAAUGAAGGUUAAUCUCUUAAAGCUGGUCGAUGUAUAUUGGGAUAAGAACUGAGUGAGUUAGUAUUUCGUGCUUUGAGAAGAGGAAGAGAAGGAGAAAGAAGUAUUAUGCCAAGAUGGUCACCUUAGUUUUGGAUUCUAGCACCUUGUGGAACUAAUCUCUUCAUCUCUCUUUAAUUAUAACUAUGUGUGGUGAUGGAGGUGUCAGUUUCCACAAGUCAGGUCACGUUAGGUCAUCACUAUAGGUCAGAUCACACCACACACACACAAGCACACGCACACACACAGGUUAUCCAGCACUGUCGAUUUCACGGUGUUUUUAUGAGAGUCUUGACGAGGAUGAACGGAACUGCUCGGAAAUGUUGCACCACCUGUCUUAAUGUAUCUUUGGUUGUUAUUCUUGUACGUGUUGCCUUGUGCCUGUUUGAGAAGCCACCCCACCUAUGGACCGUUGUGUAUACUCUGUUGUUGUGCUCGGACAAUGUAAACAGCAAACAGAUGAUGAAAAGGAAGAAAAACUGGUGUACUGAUGGAAAAGUGUUAGAUUUUCGAGGGCUGGCAUUAUCUCUCCUACUUUCUGCUGUUCCCGGACAAUGUAAACAGCAAACAGAUGAUGUAAAGGAAGAAAAACUGGUGUACUGAUGGAAAGGUGUUAGAUUUUCGAGGGCUGGCAUUACCUCCUGUACUUUUUGCUGUUCUCUGACAAUGUAAAGAGCAAACAGGGGAUGGUACAGAAGGGUGAAAAGCUGAAAUAUUGAAGGAAUGGUUUUGGACACUGAAGCAUUUGCCGUUACUGAAAUAUUGGAGUUUGAUUUUCGAGGGUCUUUUGUCACCUUUUGUAUUGUCAUUCUCUGUUGUGUUCUGAGCAUGUAAACAGCAAAGAGAAGAAGGUAAAAAACAGUGAAAUGUUGAAGGAAAGGUGUCAGAUUUUUGAGCAUGUGUUGUUUUGAAAUACUGAAGAAAAGUGUUAGAUGAGGAGGCUUGUGUUUUUACCUCUUGUUACUCUCUGCUGUGUUCUGGCCUUGUAAGCAGUAAAUAGGAGAUGAUGAAAAGAGUGAAAUGUCUCAGGAAAGGUGUCGUGUACUGAAGCAUUUGUCGACUUUGAAAUAUUGAAGGAAAGGAGUUAGAUAAGGAAGCUUCUGUUAUCACCUGUUGUUCUGUUACUCUCUGCUGUGUUCUGACCUUGUAAGCAGUAAAUAGGAGAUGAUGAAAAGAGUGAAAUGUCUUAGGAAAGGUGUUGUGUACUGAAGCAUUUGUCGACUUUGAAAUAUUGAAGGAAAGGAGUUAGAUAAGGAAGCUUCUCUUAUUGCCACUUGCUCCCUUGCUGUCCAUUCACUAACCUUGUAAACAGAAAACAGAUGGUGAAUAGGGUGAAGGACUUAGACAUUGAAGGAAAGGUUAAGGUACUGAAGCAUCACUCACUCCUGUACCCAUCUUGUUUGCCAUUCACUGACUUUGGAAAUGGGGGAAAAAAGAAAAAAAGAGAACAAGAAAAAUAACAAGAAAGCAGAAGAACAGAUGAUGAAGAGUGUGAUGAAGGGUUUGAUAAAGAAAUGUGUGAAUGUGAUGAUUGGAAACAACGAGAAAUGGAGAAAGAAAACAAUGAAGUGAGGCAACGUGGGGAUAUGGCGAUCAGGAAAUGGGAAAAAAUGGAAGCGAAGAACACGUCAAAGAGAAUAAUGAAGUGCGUAUAUGAUUGGACACGGCAGGAAAUAGAUAAACAUGAACUGAGGAAAUGGGAUAAAGGUGGAAACAGGUGGUAACAUAGAAAAGACAUAAAAACAGGACAUAGAAAUAAAUAAGCUUGAGAAAUAUUUAUGAGGAAAUGUUUUAUGUGAAAGAAGUUAGUGUAAUGAUUAUAUAGUGAAUGAAGUGUGAGGAUUCUAUAGUGAAGUUAUGAACGUAAAUAAAGCUGACUAACAAUAAGUGAAAAGGCAAGAAAAAGGAGACAAGCACCCGAGGAAAAUUGUAACUAAUCAACAAUAACCAUUCAUUGUUGACUCGUAAACAGGCACAUCGCUGCAGCACGGGGGAAAACAAUGACAGUAUACGUAAGGAAGUAAAGAAAAAAUGAUGUUGAUACGUGAUGAAGUAGAAAAUAUACUGAGAAAUACGUGGCGAGGAAUAUUAUGACGGCAGAAAGUUCAGGAAAAAAUAAUUGCGUUAAACUAUAAUUAAGGACGUGCUAUAAAAAUGAUGUUGAUAUGUAAUGAGGUGGGAAAAAAUACCAAGAAAUAUGUGACGAUAAUUUUUGCGACGGCAGAGAGUUUGAAAAAAAAAGACUAUACAUAAGGAAGGAGGAAAUUAAAAUGAUGUACGUAGUGAAGAAAAUGAAUCACAGAAAUACGCAUUGAGAGUUUUUAUGAAAGCAGGAAGUAGGGAAAGAAAACUACACUAUAUACGUAAUGAAUUAAGGGGAAAACUGUCAAUACGUAAGGAAGAAAUAAUACAUAGAAACGCUGAAAGUUGUUGGUUUGGGAAAAAAAGUCGAUAUACGUAAUGAACCAAAAAAUGAAUGUUGGUGCGCAAUGGAGUAAAGAAAAAAAUGGGGAAAUACGUAAUGAGAAAUCUUGUGACGGCAGAAAAUCAGAGAAAAAUGACUACACGAAAUAAACUUUAGAAAAAUACAGAAAUACGAAAUGAACCCAGAAAAAAAUGUUGGUAUGUGAUGAAAUAAAAAUACGUAAUGAGAAACUUUGUAACAGUGGAAAGCUUGGAAUAAAAAUAGUAUACGUAACAAACUAAAGAAAAAUAUACAGAAAUACAUAAUGAGAAACUAACGGCAGAAAUCAAGGUAAAAAAAGAAGAUAAAUAUACAUAACAGAAAGGGAAAAAAAUACAGAAAUACAUAAUGAGAAACCUUGAACAAAAGAGAAAGACGAUAGACGUAAUGAACCAAGGAAAGAAAAAAAAUAUAAACGGAAUGACGUCGAAGAGAAAUUCAUUGACGGCAGAAAUUUUUCACUCCCGUCACUCGCAAGUUCUCCCGAAGUGUAACAAUUUUCAACACUGGUUUUGUUUGUAUACAGAGAGCGUUCAGCAAGCCGGAGCUCAUAUUAUUUUCUCGGAUCAUUAUUCUGUUUAUUUUUUAAUUAUAUAGAGAAAGGAAACACUUGA